Molecule: messenger RNA, 2914 nt
Organism: Tarenaya hassleriana
Lineage: Eukaryota; Viridiplantae; Streptophyta; Magnoliopsida; Brassicales; Cleomaceae
Product: TOM1-like protein 2
Exons: 11
Coding region: 214-2136 (640 amino acids)
Biological process (GO): protein transport to vacuole involved in ubiquitin-dependent protein catabolic process via the multivesicular body sorting pathway
Molecular function (GO): ubiquitin binding; phosphatidylinositol binding
Source: RefSeq, a predicted model, not a curated record
GGCAAAAAGUUCGCUCCUCUCUGCGAAGAACACCACUCCCAAUUUCUGCAUUUCUGGCAAGUGAGAAUCCGAAUUUCCGUUGGUGAGAGAGAGAGAGAGAGAAUCAUCUGUCGCCGGGAAAUUCUCCGGCACGGAAAACCUCCGUCGCCAUCGCUAUCUCCGUAGCUUUGGAUUGAUCUCCUACGAGAAGGUGGUUUUGGUUUUGGGGAAAGGAUGGUGAAUCCUAUGGUUGAUAGAGCCACAAGCGAUAUGUUGAUCGGGCCUGAUUGGGCGAUGAACCUCGAGAUUUGCGACACUCUCAAUCACGAACCUGGGCAAACGAAAGAUGUUGUGAGUGGCAUAAAGAAAAGGCUUGGUAGUAGGAGUUCCAAAGUUCAAAUUCUGGCCCUCACAUUGCUGGAGACAAUGAUAAACAACUGCGGGGAUAUCAUCCAUAUGCACGUAGCCGAGAAGGAUGUACUUCAAAAGAUGGUGAAGAUGGUCAAAAAGAAGCCUGACAGCCAAGUAAAGGAGAAGAUAUUGAUUCUUAUAAGUACUUGGCAAGAGGCUUUUUCGGGUCCUCAAGGGAGACAUCCUCAAUAUUAUGCAGCAUACCAGGAAUUGUUGCGUGCUGGAUUUAUAUUUCCGCCGAGAGCUCAAAGACCUCAAACCUCGAUCACUCCCGGACAGUUCGGGCCUCUAGCACCAUACCCUCGAACUUCUCGGAAUCCUGGAGCAGAACAAGAGACUUCUGAAACACCAGCUGAGUCAGAGUUUCCGACCUUGAGUUUGACAGAAAUCCAGAAUGCAAGGGGCAUUAUGGAUGUCUUAGCUGAAAUGUUGAGUGCGAUCGACCCGGGCAACAAAGAGGGACUUAAGCAGGAGGUUGUCAUAGAUCUUGUUAGUCAAUGCCGCACGUAUAAGCACAGAGUUGUACACCUUGUUAAUUCUACUUCAGAUGAGUCCUUGCUCUGCCAGGGUCUGGCCCUAAACGAUGAACUACAGCGUCUACUUGCCAAGCAUGAAGCAAUUGCUUCAGGAACUGGUCCAACCGAAAAAACUCCCAAGACUGAACCUGUUAAAGCCACCACAGAGCCUGUAGAGGUCAAUGGUCCUCUUAUUGAUACUGGAGACACCAGCCAACACGGGGCUGAAACCGGAGCUCCUCUGCCUGCAUCUCCUACAGCAAAUGGUCUGACAUCGAUAUCAGCUCCAAAUCCCAAGAUAGAUCUUCUCAGCGGCGACGAUUUCGGCUCCCCAAAUGCAGACAACUCGCUGGCUCUCGUUCCCGUUGGAGCUCCACAACCCAACAGUCCAGUAGCCACCCCGGAAAAUUCCCUCGUCUUGAUCGAUAUGCUAUCGGAUAAUUCUGUUGCUUCUCCAACUGCCAAUCCUGCCACACACCCGAUGCAACAUCCGUUUAGUCCACAGCAACAGUAUUCAAAUGGAUUUGGUCCGAACCCGGGACCUUUCCACUACGAGCAGCAGGUUUACACACAAGGGUCUGGUCCUGUCUGGAAUCUCCAGCUUUCGGCUCAGCACCCGCAGCCAACUUCUCCGGUCUAUGGUCAGCAAGCUUCGCCAUCUGGCUUUGGCCGACCCUCAUCCCCUGACUACGGUGGACAGAACAUCGUUCUGGCACUACCUCCGCCGCCAUGGGAAGCUCAGUCACCGAGCUCUAGUCCUCAUCAUCAUCAUCAACCAAUGCAAGUAACUCAGGUGGUGGUCACUCACACUCAACCUGUCGGAUAUCCUCAAGGCCCUCCUCAGUCACCGACUGCCGCAAACCCCUUUCCCGGGACGUUCAUCCAGCCAAUGGCAGGCUGCCACAUGUCACCCUUCCACAACCCCUCCUACAAUGGUUACUACAGCCCCCAGAUGAACUAUAACCACAAUGCCAUGUACCAAAACCAGAUGGUCGGCUAUAGUCAGCCUCAGCAGUAUCUCAUGGAGCAGCAAAUGUACGGAAUGUCCCUUGAGGAAAACGUCAACAACAGCAACAACAGUUCCAAUCCGUACCAGGUUUCCUCUUCCUCCGAUCUUAACUUUCCUCCGAUGAAGCCUAACCCUAAUAAACCUCAAGAUAAGCUAUUCGGAGAUCUGGUUGAUAUUUCCAAGUUCAAGAAAACGGGUCCUGGAAGAGCCGGUAGCAUGUGAAACUCGAUCCUAAUUAACGAUGACCACAGAUCGGAUAUCCAGAUUUUCUUCUAUAUAUAUAUGUUCGAUCAGAUUCGCUCGGUAAGAUACGAAUAUUUGAUAUCACAUAGCGUAUAUUGAAAACCCAAAGUAGUAUUACUCUUGGUGAACUGCCUCGCUAUUCUUCUUUCUUCUUUCCUUUAGUUCGUCCUCCUCUAUUCUUUAGUUUGGGCUUCCAAUAAGCUGCUUUCUUCACAUUUUAACUAUUUAUGCGCUAUUUUUCAUAUAUAUAUGUGUGUGUAUACACACACUGGUGACAUUAUAUACCCACAAACAUGUUAUCUACUGUUUUAUACAAACAUAUAUUGGUAUAAAAUGUUCGAUUUCGAAGCAUAUCUCGUUCUAAUUGUGGGUUAUUUUGAUAAAUAACGUAAAAAUGAGACUGUUUUUAGAUAUUUUUAUAAAUAUGGAGUGAAAACGUAAGGUUGGUGAUAAUGCGGGGCAGCUGCUACAAAUGUUUUGGCUCCUUGUCUACUGAUCACGCCUUCCGCUGAACUAAGAUGACGUCAUGCGAUACUGUUCUCCACCGUUGAUAUUGUUAUCAACGGCUAGGAAUUAUAUUCCCUUUAGAAUUUUAAUUUAAUUUUUUUUAAAGAAUUUUUCAAUCCAAUCCAAAUCCAAUUAACAUAAAAAGCACAAAAACCAUCAUCCCUUCUCUCUCUCGCUCGUCGCUCUUCUUCUGCAGCUUUCUCCUUGGUAUACCCGUGGCUUGCUAGCAGCAUUCUCGAUAUGCAGGUUA